AUGGCUACCCACAUGCGGUCCAUCAGUCUGCCCACGCGGCCCCACGCCCUGGUCCUCAAGGCCGAGCAGGAGCUGCGGCAGCUCCGGGCCCUCGUGUCGCCGCCCUCGCCCUCGCCGCCGGCGCACGCCCUGCGCGCGCUGCUCCAGGACCUCGGCAACCUGCACGAGUACGUCGAGGAGGUCGUCCGCCUGCCCACCAACUGGGACGCGCUCCGCCUGCCCCGGCACAGGCGCCUCGUGGAGGCCGAGCUCGAGGGCUCCGUGGCGCUGCUGGACCUCUGCGGCGCGGCCAGGGACGGCCUCGCCGCCGCCAAGGACCAGCUCCGGGACCUGCGCUCGCUGCCGCCGCGGGCCGCCGUCGGCGGCAGGGUGGAGGCGUACGCUGCGGCGCUGAAGAAGGCGAGCAGGGUGAUCAGGAGGGGGUGCGGCAACGGCAAGCGCGCCGCCGCCGCCGCCGAGACCACCUGGGACGAUUCUUGCGGCGGCGCGCCGAGGCCGGUUGCGAUGCUGGUGGAGGUGAGGGAGCUCACCGUCUCUCUCCUGCAGUCGUCCGUGGAGGCCUUGCUGAGGCAGGCCGAGCGCCGCCGCCAGCAAGUGGUCGCUGGUCUCGAGAGCCCUGAUGCACAGCAGGAGCACGGCCUCGUCCGGGGUGGAUCAGCAGGAGGGCGCCCGUGCUGA
Messenger RNA from Panicum virgatum (switchgrass), 678 nucleotides. RefSeq lists its product as uncharacterized. Gene Ontology annotation, biological process: shoot system development; root development. The transcript has 2 exons. The coding region runs from base 1 to 678 and encodes 225 amino acids. The record is from RefSeq and is a predicted model, not a curated record. Lineage: Eukaryota; Viridiplantae; Streptophyta; Magnoliopsida; Poales; Poaceae.